UGCGAUAUUGCAGGGUGUGGGUGUGGGUGUGGGUGCGGGUGUGGGUGUGCGUGUGAGGAUGUGGGUGUGAGGGUGUGGGUCUGGGUGGAUGUGUGGGUUUUCUUUCCUUCCAACACCCACUCACACCGACGCAUACCCAUACCCGCACCCAUACCCGCACCCACGCCCACACCCACACUCACACUCACACUCACACCAACACCCUCUAACUUCAUUACAGGUCCCUGGUGAAUCACUGUCGUAAUUCCCCAGUGGAGUUUUCGUGGAAACUCCCCGGAAAUCUUCUUCGGCAGAGGCCACUAGGGUACUUUAAGAUCAAAAUAAAUAGAAAUCUGAAGUGUCUCCACAAGCUAUCAACCUGUUGACUUCUAUCAAACGACGCAAAGAGGUUAUGAAUUGGUCAUUUAUCUGGUGUUAAACAACAAACAAAUGAUUAUUAUUAAUAAAUUCUUGUUUCUUUUUCUUUUUCCUUAGUAGUUCAUUGAUUUAGACAAGGUAAUAACGCCAUUGUCAUAUUUUGCCAAACAUGAUGCGAUCUUGUUCCAUGCAUUUUAGAGAUUUGAGAAAUGUUCAUGCAUAUUUUGUUGUAAUUCAAAGUACCUUGAAGGUACUUUGAUGUAAUUUCAAGUACUUUACAGGUACUUUGCUGGAGUUUCAAGUACUUUUGUACUUUGACGUACUUUAUGUACUUGAAAUCCGCUGUUUCCCCCUUGACUCAUUCACACCCACAUCUACACCCUAUUCAGUCAAGAGUAAAACGAGUCACACAAGGAGCUGUAUUUAUCUCUCAAAUGAUUAUUAACGGGAGAAAAGAAAAGCACUGUUUGAAUGUUAAUGGGCACAUGCGGCUGAAAAAAUUGAAAGAAAUUCAAUCUAAGCCAUGUAGACGCAAGAAAAUGAUUUUGCUUCUUCAAUCAACAGAACCGUCUAUCGCUGUGAAUAUUUCUUCAAAUGAUAAACCUUCACUACGAAGGAAAGAACGAAGGUAAAUAUUUCAACUGUUAAAUUUGAGGCAUUAUUUUUCUAGAACAAAGUAAUCGAUUUUGAUGACGUUGUAUAAUAUCAUUGUUUUGUAUCUUGUUCUUGUCAAAUAUUAAUAUCCAAAAUUCUGAAUCCAAAUCAUCAAAUCGGACAAAUCUCAAAAUCUUUUUUUUGAAAUCUAAAAAGGCUCACAAUAUAUUUUCAGAAUUCAUUUAAACCAUUCCAAGUAUACUAUACUUGAAUAGUUUAUAGAAAAACAAUAUUGUUUAUACUAACAAAGUAUAUUUAUAAGAAGAGACGUAGUAAAUACAAUUCAAAGCACGGAUCAAUUAUGUGUUUCAUUCGUUAUCUAGACAGUUUGUUUUACAACACCUUUUUUCUUCUUUUCAUAACUAUGAGCUUCAAAACUUGCUGUAGUUUUUGCAACAGAAAUUCAUUAGCUUUUGAACAUGAUGAAUCUGAAUUGAAGCAAAUUUCUAGUUCAGUUGCGAGGAGUUUUGCUAACAUCUGACUUCGUUGAUUAUCAAAGUGAUAUCACCAUCGACAAUUAAGAACUUUUUCGAGAUGAAUUAGUACAAGAGUUUGAACAUAAAGACGGAACUGAGUUCAAUGGGUUGAAUUAGGCUUAGAUCUAGAAGAUAAAAUUAUCGUUUGUGGAUUAUAUUAAGUCUACUUCUUGUUCUUUUGUUUUCUCACAUGAAUCACUAUUAUGGUCAAUAUGUUAAGAGAUCCUUGCUUCAAAAUACCACAAGAACCAGAAAAAAAUUUGUUAAAACCUGGAAUUUUUCUGAAAAACUUUAGUAAUAUUGUCGAUCAUUCUAUUUGCACUUCCUGAUUUCGGAAAUUGCUGAGGACAAAUACUUUUGUACAGUAGCUUUGUUCAGAUGUUACUUCUUGAGUUUUGACUACUCUCGAACAAGUACGAACACAUCUGAGCCCAUCUGACUAUACAUAUUUGGACAUUCUUUUCAGUAUCUAUGAUGUACAGAGACCGAAAGUUCACAAACUUUAAGAGAAAGAAAAACAUUACAUGUAUCUACUGUUACCUAGUACACUGUUGUUGCUUAUAAAAAUGCAAAGUGUGACGUAACCGCUGUCACUGUUCACAGUGGCACUCAAGAUCGAGCAUAGAGAGGAUAACAGAAGUUCUUUUUGUUUCUUAGGAUAGCUGUGCUCUGUGAAGUACUAGUUGUCGUCAAAAAAAAUGAAAAAGAUAAAAUUUUGAUUUUUCAAUUUAGUUUCAAACUGAUUAUACACUAGCUUUUUUUUCUCUGAAAACAAUAAAAUAAUACUAAUAGAAUGGUAAUCAAGUAGUAAUCCAAUGGAGAUUUUCGAGGUGUAAUACAAACUUUGUAUUAGAAAUGAAUACAUGAUAAUAUUAUAACUAUCUUCUGCGUUGAAUAAAGCUUGAAAACUAACAUUAUGUAUCCUCUUUUUUGUUCAAUUUUUAGAAACUACUGUGCACCUCAGUUUUUCUCCCCUUUAGUAUUUUGUAGUAUUUUUCACAAGACCUUUUUAAUUUAUUAACUUCUUAUAUAUAGAAAGAAAGCUCAAAACGUGCUGCAUCUGGUGGUCUAUUUACAUUGAACAAUGAAUAAAGUUUGAAGUAUAAAAAGUGUAUUAGAAAAAGACGUGACUUUUUUUUACUACAAAAAAAUUGAUCAAAAUCUUAAAAUGUAUGAGAAGUCACUAGCUUUUAUAAUAAAUUUUGAUUGAAACGAAAUAGAUAUUUGUGGUUUUCACCGUUAGAAAGGAUACAUCAAGAUUAAUCGAGUUCUCUACUUCGCAUCGUUUUGACAAGUUUUAUUAGGUUCUUUAGCGAACUUGCCUCCAAAAAUGGAGACUUCAACUAAGGAUAAUAUAAAGUUUUUUCAAAAAAUACGAAAAACUCGAUUUUUGAAGAAACGCUUGCUAAAGACUAUAACAAAACUUGUCAGAAAUAUACAAAGUAUAGAAUUCGAUGCAUCUUUAUGCCCUCUAUCCAAAGGUAAAAACCACAAAUUUCUAUCUCGUUCCAAUCAAAAAGUUAUCCUAAGAACUAGUGACUCUUCAUACAUUUUAAGAUUUUGAUCAAUUUUUGUAGGAAAAAAAUAUCACGUCUUCUUCUAACACACUUUUUAUACUUCAAACUUCAUUUAUUGUUCAGUGUAAAUAUACCAUCAGAUGCAGCACGUUUUGAGUUUUCUUUCUAUAUAUAAGAAGUUAAUAAAUUAAAAAAGUCUAGUGAUAAAAUCUAAGAAAUAUAAAAAGGGGACAAUGAUUCGAGGUGUGCAGUAUUUUAUUACUUGUUUUAAUGGUUUAUUACUUAGUACCAGUAAUAGUAAUUUAUCAGCCAUAAUACUCUGAUACUAUUUAUACCUCUGUAUCACUAGAUACGAGGUAAAUAAUAUACCCUUAUACUACUCACACCGCCAAUACCGCUAUGUUGGUAUACAAAUAUAACCUUAUACCACAAAUACCACUGUAGCUGUAUAAAACAUACCCUUAUGCCGCUUAUACCGCUAUACCGCUGUAGCGAUAUAAAAAUAUAACAUUAUACCAGUAAUCCCACUAUAGCUGCAUAAAGCCAUACCAUUAUACCACUUAUACCGCCGUACCGCUAUAAUGGUAUAAAAACUUGUCCUUGUACCGCUUAUACCACUAUACCGCUAUAAAAUAGAGCGAUACAAGUUUGAUCUGUCAAAAAAUGAGAUGAAUUUAAAGAAUGUUAUUUUACCAAAAUUCAAAUCUCUCAUCAUAUGCUUUUUUUCCGAAUUUUGAGUGGGCCAAUUUCCUUUCAACAGUUUUAAUAAGGAGCUGUUCGUCUCCUUCUUCUGUCCCUGUUUUUUUUCUUACAAUAUUCUCAUCAUUCUAUUCCAUUCUUCACCAACUAUUUAUAAGAACGAUGCGACGAUUUUUUUUUGUUUUUUUAAUGCUUCUAAUCUUUUUGACCAAAAACUUAAAAAGAGUAUGAAGAAGAAGUCUCUUGAUAUUACAAAUCAAAUGCUGGGUAUAUCUAUUUGUAUUUUAUGUUGGUGAUGCUUGGAUUGAGCAUUUUAUAUUUUUAUGAUAGAUAUAUAAAACAAUGAUCAUUUGUUUUCCUUUAUUUUAGUAAUUUAUUUCUACUUUGUCGGUUUUGAACAAUAGCAAAUUAUAAUACAGCUGACACCUUAUGUACCCAAAUUGAUACAAAUCAGGAUAGACGGUAUAAAUUAAGAAUUUAAAUCAAAUAAUAAAUACAUAUAUACAUAUUUAGUUUUGAUAAAUGUGAAUUUUGUAAUCGGUUUUCAAAUACUGAAGGAUUGACUACAUCAAGUGAAUCCAUGGCUGGUACAUUUAAUCGUUAUGAUGAUACUACCAAUCGAUUUAGUCGAUACGGAUAUAAAGAUAAUUUUCAAGAUGAUUUGGGAUAUAUGGAUGAUAGACAUAAUUCAUAUGGAAAUAGGAGAUGGAUUGAUGAUACGGUGAUUGAUACAUAUAGUCCAGAAGAAACCAAUUGUUAUCUGGAAAAAUCAGGUUCGAAUAUUUAUCAUGAUCCUAAUCCAAAAAUUAUUCGACGAACCGGAAAUGCAAAUCCAGUAACACUUGAACAACGAGUUCUUGUUCGAUAUCUUCAACCGCCAGCUGUACCACCACCAGGACCAUUCAUUAUCAAAGAAGUCCGUCCACGACAACCAUCACCACUUCCACCACUUGUCAUACGCGAAUAUGCACCAUCUCUGCCUUCACCACCUCCACUUAUCUUACGUGAAUGUCCACCAACACCACCAAAACAUAUUCCUAGUGAAAGAGUUUUUCGUACCUUACCUGCGUUACCUGUUCCACCACGAUCAGUUAUUAUCGAACGUUUUCCACCUCCUCCAGAAAAACCACGUGAUAUUAUAAUUGAACGAUGGAUUCCGUAUGGACCUCCACCUGAAAGACGUACGAUUGUUGAACAUGCUCCUCCUGCUAUAGAAUAUCCACAACCAUCAAAUACUAUUAUUAUUUGUCCUGCUGCUGACACUCGUAUAGUUCAAAAAUAUCAAGAACUUGGUGUCACUCCAGAAGAUCCUGAAUCUUAUAGAGCUCGUUAUGGGUCAUCACUUUUAGAUCCAGUAAAACUUGUACAACAAGCUCGCAACGCUGGUGUUCUUGAAGAUAUAACGCCUCCAGCACGAUCAGCUUUAUUACAUACAAGUACAUGUGGAUAUUCUACUUAUUUUGAUCGAUCGAAUACUAUAAUUAAUAGAGACUAUUCAUCGACAGUUCGAACUACUAUGGAAGAAUACCAAUAA
Messenger RNA from Rotaria sp. Silwood2, 5237 nucleotides. Lineage: Eukaryota; Metazoa; Rotifera; Eurotatoria; Philodinida; Philodinidae. The record is from the annotation of a GenBank genome assembly.